AUGGCCGAAAGCAGGUUUGAGAUGACGAACCACGCACAGCAACUUGAUGAAAUAACAGAACGAUAUCCUUCAGACUCAGAGGGGGAGUUCAGUGACGAGGAAGCAUUUGAGAGCAUUAAACGGCAGGGUUUACCAAGCGAGGAGACCCUCAAGAAUAUGAGUACCCAGCUUUUCUCCAAGGGCGACUUGUCACGUCUUUUGGACACCACGGGAGUAAGGAGCAAGCGAGAUAAAAGGUUCAUUGUAGGGUUUUACAGGGCGGAAGAACUCAUUCCGGAAACCGAAACCUCUGAGACCUCUGUUAAAGGUGGACCUAGACCAGGUAUGCACACACGAACGACAAGUAGCCAGAGUAAUCUCAGUAUGACUUCUCAAGAAGAUCUCGACAACACUACAGCUCAGCUCGACGCAUAUACGAGGCAAAGACAAGAAAGUCUAGGAAAGUGUCCCCGCCUCAAGGCUGUCGAUGAUAGACUAGACAAGAUGAGGAAUGACUGUGAAAAGUCGGCGGGAAUCUCAGAGGGGCUUGAUCGUGUACUUGCGAGGGUCAUCAAGCUUAAGAGGAGUUCAGGUCAAAAGUAG
Molecule: messenger RNA, 582 nt
Organism: Kwoniella botswanensis
Lineage: Eukaryota; Fungi; Basidiomycota; Tremellomycetes; Tremellales; Cryptococcaceae
Exons: 2
Coding region: 1-582 (193 amino acids)
Source: RefSeq, a predicted model, not a curated record